UGUAACCAUGACUACUGGACGAAGCUAGACAACUUUUCCGCAGUUUCAGAGAGGGCUUGGAUGAAGGCACCGCCAACCGAGGGUAGAGGACCUACAGGCGAAAAGAAGUGCAGACGUCCUAAAAUAAGAAAAUCAUGACCACAAAAUCCCCGGGCACGAGCCCUCAAAGAUGCCUGGCUACCAACAAUGAAAAACGAGUGCCACUGACACAGAAAAAGGCCACUGUACCCAGCUGUCCAGUACCAAGCAGGGUACCAACAAAGAGACUCACCUCUCUGCUACCAAGGUCUACUAGACAUGCUGCCAGACCAGCUGGCUGCACCCAGAACCACAUAGAGCAACUGCCACCUGAGAUCCUAAUGAAGAUCCUGUGGAACCUGGAUGCCUCUUCUCUCUACUGCAUUGGCUACGUCAACAAGCUAUUAUAUAAGCUGGCCAAAAACAAUGCAAUGUGGCGUAAAAUCUAUUCUGCAAAAUAUGGGGAGAGUAAGAAAUUGAAGGCCAAGCACAUGGACGAGGUUGUGGAGAAGCUGAGUGUGAUGAAAGUUCAGGAGAGACCAGGGGGCUACUGGAGAAGGCUGUACUUUAGGACUGUAGCUGGCUACAACCACACCAAGUGGCUGAAGGAGCUGAGAACCAUCAAUCGCUUCACAGGUCUUCCCAGCCACACAGAGAGAGUCCUCAGAGAGCAGCGUGUGGCCUGGGAGAUCACAGUGUGUGACAGGUCGGUCUGUGAGGGGACUUUUGAACAGAGCCACACCUACUACAGUGACUCGUCAGUGACAUUGUGCUGGACCAACGGUUCAUGGCCCGCCUUCCACCAACUCUCUACCAUACAGCUUCACGGUGUCAAGAGAGUUCCCCUCAAAUGUCCCAGCGCCAUCAAGCCAGGCUGGAGGUCUCUGAUGGCUCAGUUGGAUAUUGACACCAUCUCUAAGAGCAGCCAGGUGAUUGGUGGAGAUAGACUGGUCAAGUUGGUGCUGCUGUCGCCAGGCAUCGUCAUCGGCAUCUGGAGGGGCCAGUCAUCCAUAGCCUUUGUGAUGGCCACCUUCCACUACCACAGGCUGUUGGAAAGGAGUCUCCUGGGCUCGUCUGUUUGCCCCUACACCAUUCCAGAGAACAGGCCUCUUUUUGAUGACGUGGACCCAAACUACGGUCUCCAUGGUUACACGCUACACAUUACCCUCCACAACACUGUGACGGAGAUCAUGUCUGGCCACUUCCCUCAGCUCUUCUGCCGGAAAGGUCAGAUCAAUGAAGGUUUCAUCCAGCUGAAUGCCAUCAUCAGGAGUAACCAGUCUCGGCAGACCCCUCUCUCUGCCAGGGUCAGCCUGCCCUGGAGGUCUGAUGCUCUGGAGGGGACUGUGAAGAACUGCUGCAUGAUGAGCCUGACUCUGCUGGAUGAGUCCCAGAUACCCUUCUGGUGUGUCAGCACGCCUGUCUCCAUGGUGCUGGCCAAUGAGGAGCCUUUCUCCUAUGACUACCAGGGCCAGCACUUCCUGAUCAAGUACAAGGAUGCAGAGGGAAAGGUACAGAUGGACGUGGUGCUGCUGGAGGAACAGAGACAGUUCUUCCUUAUUAAUCUGGUUGUCUACAUCAGCACAGUCAAAGUCAACCAGCACUUUGGGAGAGCCUACUAAGGCGACUGUUUAGGGGGUACUGUAAUUAUGUACUAUAUGAUCUCUGCCUAUUUUUUUUUUAAGGUACAUUUCCCUAUGCCUAGAGCUGUUGUGGUGACCAUAUUACCGCCACACCGGCGGACACGAGUCAUGAAGCCAGUCAAAUUCUAUGUGACCGUUUAGUCACGGUAAUUAGGCUUCUCCAAGCUCUGAUGCUGCUGCUGGUCAUUAGUAGCCUACCAAACUUGCUAACUGCCUGGUACUCAGCACUCAUUGUCUCUCUAAUCACUCUGACAUCAAUGCAAAUGUAUUUGAAAAUCUAAUCAAACACUUCAUGAGAGCCCAUCAGCUCAUGUUACGCAACAUUUCUAUAGGCUAUGCAAUUGUGGGAGAAAACAGCUAAUUAAAAGAGGAGGAUCCCAUCAGCUUUCAGCUUUCUAUAAGCUAGGCCUACUAUAUUUAUUUUCUUAAAAUUAAGAACAUUGCUUAAAUUGAAAAUAAACCACGGGGAAAAGUGUCCUCCUUUUGCUAUUUAAGUGCAUAGAUGACAUGUAUUUUUUCCCACUGCCUGUUUCCAUACAGGUGCAUGAUAAUGGUCCAUUCUAAAUCAAAAUAAAUGUCACACACAUAUUAUUUAGUAUAUGUAAAGACAAGAUUAAAUCAAGAAUAGUCUGAUGAGUGACAAUAUUAGCCUAUCACUUGUGAAUUCUAAAUUAUUACUUGUGAAUGAUGCCCCCUAUGUUUCGAAUCAUAGUCGCACAUCUCAUGUAUGUCACGAAUCUCGCCGAAGAUGGUGCCUCUUCCUGUUCGGGCGGCGCUUGGCGGUCGUCGUCGCCGGCCUACUAGCUGCCACCGAUCCCCUUUUCUGUUUCAUUUAGUUUUGUCUGAUUAGUUGCACCUGUUUCUUGUUUAGGUUUUGGUUUUGGGCUAUUUAAAACCGGUAGGCCGGCCGGCAUUUGUGCGGGCUAGUUUUCUGUUAUUUGAUGUGUGUGAUUUCUGUGGAAUGAAUUUUUUUCUCAAACCGUUUCGUCCUGCUGUUUUGGACUCUUAUUGCGCCCGUGUGUGUGGCGUUGCCCGACACUGUGGUUUUGGGAAUAAACAUUCCACAUAUCAACUA
Messenger RNA from Oncorhynchus kisutch (coho salmon), 2736 nucleotides. It is a transcript of the gene fbxo15, whose product is annotated as F-box protein 15. The transcript is spliced from 12 exons. Bases 135 to 1640 code for a protein of 501 amino acids. The record is from RefSeq and is a predicted model, not a curated record. Gene Ontology annotation, molecular function: protein binding. Gene Ontology annotation, cellular component: SCF ubiquitin ligase complex. NCBI's taxonomy places the organism in Eukaryota, Metazoa, Chordata, Actinopteri, Salmoniformes, Salmonidae.